Messenger RNA from Pyricularia pennisetigena, 180 nucleotides. RefSeq lists its product as uncharacterized. Bases 1 to 180 code for a protein of 59 amino acids. The record is from RefSeq and is a predicted model, not a curated record. The transcript is spliced from 2 exons. Lineage: Eukaryota; Fungi; Ascomycota; Sordariomycetes; Magnaporthales; Pyriculariaceae.
AUGCCCUGCUGGAGAAUCGCUGCGCUCAACAUUCUCCAGGAUACCCAAGCCAGACCAACCGCUGGCGACGGUGUCCGCGAUGCAAUUGUGGACGACUUUCGUUCCGAGGAGGGAAACUUCGUCAUCAUUUCGCUUGUUCGCAUAGUGACGCUGGAAGGAGCCUGGAAACACGGGUCGUAA